This is a messenger RNA of Cryptotermes secundus, 1731 nucleotides long. It is a transcript of the gene frj, whose product is annotated as lysophospholipid acyltransferase 7. NCBI's taxonomy places the organism in Eukaryota, Metazoa, Arthropoda, Insecta, Blattodea, Kalotermitidae. Bases 1 to 1398 code for a protein of 465 amino acids. The record is from RefSeq and is a predicted model, not a curated record. Gene Ontology annotation, cellular component: membrane; mitochondria-associated endoplasmic reticulum membrane contact site. The transcript is spliced from 8 exons. Gene Ontology annotation, molecular function: lysophospholipid acyltransferase activity. Gene Ontology annotation, biological process: lipid modification; phosphatidylinositol biosynthetic process.
AUGGAGUGGGACGACAUAGUGUAUUUGUUACUGCUCUUUUUGUCCAUAGGAAUUGGUCACGUCUUCCGGCAAAGAGAAGACAAAGAUAGUAGAAAAUGGUUAAGUUCUGGUUUAGGAUUUCUUUUAGUAUUAAUUGUAUCAGGGAGACAUAGUCUACAUCCCAUAAUUUGUACUCUUAUAAAUGCCUUCAUCAUUCUUGGAACAGACAGAAGAAAAUGUCAUAUUGUAAGCUUCUUCUUUACAUUCGCUUACUUGUUCUUCUUCCGUAUGACUGAGUACUUUGGGAUACCGUAUCCUCCAGCACAUACCAACCUGAUACAGAUGAUGGUGACAUUAAAGGUUGUAGGUCUGGCAUUUGAAGUUCAUAAUACAGCUGCAGCUGAAAGGAAGAAGGGACAGGAUUGUAAUGCAGCUAUUGCAGAGCUAGAGACAACAGAAGUUCACCCAAGCUUCCUUGACAUUUUUCAUUACACAUUUUGCUACAUUGGAAUCAUGACAGGUCCAUACUAUACGUAUCGAACAUACCAUGACUGGUUAACCUAUCCAUUCAUGUCAUAUGCUCCCUGUAAAGAUGCAACUAUUCAGAAGAUGAAAUAUGUGCCAAUGUUUGCAAUCUUCUUUCUUAUUGCUUCAGCUGUAUUUCCACUUCAGUAUGCUGUAUCUGAAGAGUUCUACAGUGAACGCUCAUUAUUCUACAGGAUCUGGUACAUCACCCCAACUUUCUUUAUUUUCCGCAUGCGCUUAUAUGUUGGGAUGGUAUUAUCAGAAUGUGUGUGCACAAUGGCAGGACUUGGGGCUUACCCAGAAUUCACCGAACCUAGUGCAGGGCAUGGACCUACAAAAGAGUUCACCAAGCUGAUAGAAAUAGCAUCAAAUCAUCUGCUUGCCAAGAAGGAAAAAUACAACUUUGAGACAAUCCACAAUAUAGAUCCAUACGGAUCUGACUUUGUACCUACAUUCCGAGGCGGCAUGAAGUGCUGGAAUAUGUGUAUCCAGUACUGGUUGGCUGUAAACGUUUACAAACGGCUUCCAAGGAAUCAGUUUAGAGCUCUCAUUACCAUGACUGUGUCCGCUAUAUGGCACGGGGUGUAUUUAGGCUAUUAUCUGUGCCUCAUGUCUGCUCCCAUGUACCUCCCUGUAGAGGAUGUGUAUGUAAAAAUCAGGAAAGAUACCACUGGAUGGGAAGCAAAGGCUUGGGACUUUUUCCUGUGGUUCUUCAAAAUGCAAGCAUUCUCAUACAUGGCCAUUGUCUUUUUGCUGCUACGUAUUGACCUGACCAUUAAAUUUUGGAGCUCCAUCUACUUUGCAGGGCACGUUGUUGCUAUCAUUCUCUUUGUUCUUGGUAAAUUCAUUCUUAAGUCCCGCAAGAAGAACAAACAUGUAUCCAAAACUGAGUAAUUUGGAUUCAUCUUCAGAGCUGAAAUGACCUCUACCUGCUAUAUACCUACAGUUUUGUUUCACACUUGACAUAAAUGAAACCUGCGUCUCUCUGACAUUUUUAUUUUUAGGAGUUUUAUAAAAAUAAUGAAGAAUAGAGGCUACAGAUUAUUAAUUACCAUAGGAUCUAACGUUCAUAAUGGAUGUGAUUUUCUGUUGUGAAUGUAGCAAUCACAGGGUGUGCUAAAAUUUGGUAAAUAUUAUUACAUGCAUGCUUCUAACUUAAAACAUUACUGAAUUGGCAAAUGUCAGGAAUAUUGUCACAUGUAGGGGGGGCUUUAUUGACAACUUAUA